Molecule: messenger RNA, 3334 nt
Organism: Anolis sagrei ordinatus
Lineage: Eukaryota; Metazoa; Chordata; Lepidosauria; Squamata; Anolidae
Gene: VWA2
Product: von Willebrand factor A domain containing 2
Biological process (GO): calcium-independent cell-matrix adhesion
Cellular component (GO): basement membrane
Molecular function (GO): calcium ion binding
Source: RefSeq, a predicted model, not a curated record
UUUCAAGUCCCCUCCCUUUCUUCCCACCGCAAAAGAGCUCCAUCCCCAUUUCAGUCGCGCUCUGCUUACUCUUCUCGCAAGUGCCCUGUUCAGGGAUCUGCAAGGGAAAGCAACAAACAAGGGAAAGCGCAAACCAUCGGCAGCUCCUCUCUUUCCCCCCAAAACAGUGAGAAGGAAGACAAGAGGCUGCAGAAAGGAGAGGAACAGCCUGGGCGUCUUGCCGGUGGUGAACUGUAUGGUUCUUCAAUCAUGAGCCUUUUGCUCUUGUUUGAAUCAACUUGUAUUUUCCUGCUUUCCCAAGCACUGAUGUCCCAGAGCACACAAGAACUAUAUGUCAGCCAGGAAAUCAUUGCAAAAAUUUCAGCUGCCGGUCAACUGAUGAAUUGCUCUUCCCCAGUUGAUGUCAUGUUUCUGUUGGAUGGAUCUUACAGCAUUGGCAAAGGAAGCUUUGAAAGGUCAAAACAUUUAGCAGUCAAGCUUUGCGAUGCCUUGGACAUUGGUCCGGAAAAGGUCAGAGUGGGAGCAAUACAGUUCAGUAAUACAGCCUACUUGGAAUUCUCGCUGGAUACCUAUUUCAUCAAACAUGAAAUAAAAGACAAACUAAAGAGGAUUGUAUUCAAAGGUGGUCGAACGGAAACAGGGCUUGCUCUGAAAUACAUCCUUCGGAAGGGAUUCCGUGGGAGCAGGAAUUUCACAGUACCCAAAAUCCUUAUUAUUCUUACUGAUGGGAGAUCUCAAGGCAACAUAGCUGCACCUGCUAAGCAAUUAAAAGAAAUGGGAAUUACUGUGUUUGCAGUGGGAGUCAACUUCCCCAGAUGGGAAGAACUACACAUUCUGGCUAGUGAGCCAACAGAUUGGCACCUGCUCUUUGCAGAAGACACUGAUGAUGCCGUAAACGGCUUCUACACCACGCUCACCAGGUCCGCCAUUUGCAGUGCUGCAUUUCCAGGUUGUACAGCUGAAUCAUACACUUGUGAACAUAGAACACUGAAGAGAGUGAAAGAGUUGGUGGGAAACUACUUCUGUUGGAAGGGAACAAAGAGCAAUGGUGCUGUGUGGACGUCAACCUGCCCUUUUUACAAAUGGAAGAACACUUUCAUCAAAUAUCCAUCUAGAUGUUACCGAACCACCUGCCCAGAUCCUUGCAGUUCCCUUCCUUGCCAGAAUGGAGGCACGUGCAUCCAACAGGGUUUAGAAGGAUACCACUGUGUCUGCCCAGCUGGAUUUGGAGGAGAUGCUAAUUGUGCACCCAAACUGAGUCUUGAAUGCAGUGUGGACCUUCUUUUUCUAGUAGACAGUUCUUCCAGCACCACUCUUGAAGGAUUCUUACGCUACAAAGCUUUCCUGAAAAGAUUUCUCCAAACAGUGUGGAGUGCAGAGACUUCAGGGAAUGUGGGUGUGGCUCAAUAUAGCAAUGAUGUUGAGAUGACUGCCCAAGUUGGGGACUACAAAGACGUGCUCAGUCUGGUAAAAGUCAUUGAUUCCAUGCAGUUCAAUGGGGGGAGCACCUUGACUGGCAAAGCUUUGCGGUAUAUUACGCAUAAUGGCUUUCAGAGUGCGCCAAUUUUUGCUGAUGUCCCUGAUGACCUCCCACGUGUUGUCAUCUUGCUGACAGAUGGAAAUGCUCAGGAUUCAGUAGUGGAGGCAGCUAAAUAUAGCAGAAGCCAAGAUGUCUUCCUUAUUGGAGUGGGCAGUGAAUUUUUGAGAGCUGAGCUGGAAGAAAUUACAGGGAAUUCAAAGCGGACAAUUAUCUACUCAACACCACAAGAUCUAUUCAACAAGAUUGCUGAGUUACAGAGAAAAAUCUGCAGCAUAGAGAGCCAAGAUUGUCCAUCUCAACCAGUGGAUUUGGUGUUUGCUUUGGAUUCUUCAGGUUCAGUUGGAAGGGACAGCUUUGCGCAUUUGAAAACUUUAAUCAGCAGUCUGUCGUCCAAGUUUGACAUCAAUCGAGAUGUGACACAGAUAGGGCUUGUUGUCUUCGGCAAAAGGCCUCAAACCAUAUUUGAGCUGGACACACAUGUUACUAGUUCAAAUCUCCACAAAGCCAUCAGUCAAGCUCCCUUUGUGGGUGGCUCUGUCUCAGUUGGCAGCUCCUUGCUGCAUAUUUAUGAUAAUGUCAUGACUGUCCAAAAAGGAGCAAGACCUGGUGUGAAGAAGAUUGUAGUGGUGAUUACAAGUGGGACUGGAGUGGACGAUGCCAUAAUCCCUGCUCAACAGCUUCGUAAUAACGACAUAUCACUAGUUGUUGUUGGAAUUGGACAUGUCCCAACUGGCUCAUUACUGAAGAUUGCUGGUUCUCAUAAUAAUCUGUUAAGGAUUUCUUCAUACAAAGAUCUAAAAUAUAAUGAAGGGCUUAUACUUGAAAAGAUAUGUGAUGAGUCUCAGCAACUUGUGAACCUCUGCAGACCCAACCCUUGCAUGCAUGGUGGAACAUGUGUUCCUGGGAAUGGCAGCUACCGCUGUCAAUGCCAAGGAUGGGAAGGACCACAUUGUGAAAACAGAAUUCAGAGGGGACACACUUCACAUUUACAGAAACAUCCAGUGAUAAUCCAUGAUCUGCAAAACCAACAUGGAUGGCAGCAGCAGCACAGAACUCAGCAGCGGUCAAAAAGACAGAGGCAGCAGAUUUAAUGGGGCAUUAGAAAUACUGUGAUCUUCAGCCAAUGAAAAGUCUCUCCCAAAAUAACUGAAACACAGGCAGUAUUUGCAAGCUAUAAUGCUAUUUCAGAGCAUGAGACAUUUGCACAGAACCAGUUCCUGGUAAACCAAACGAGGUUGCUAACAUCUGCUAUAUUUUAUAUUAAAUAUUUAUUAUUAAUAUGCAGACAUUAAGAUGCUACACAAUAGAUUCCUUAGUGCUGAAGAUUUUGGAUUUUUUAAAUUCCAUGGGAUAUUCAAGACAAUGGUACAUUUUAUAACCAGAUCAAAACGCUAAAAAAACCUAAGGUUAACUUCAUAUUAUUAUUUUCCCCAACAUCUUAAAAUAGUUUGAAAUCCUAGGGGUGCAUUACUUAUCUCAAUUUGGCUGUUAAAAAAACAUAUUUUUUCUUGGUGCCUUUGUUUUUAGGCCUGUUUCUGAGGUCGUUUGGGGUGCAGAUUCAGAAAACUGCAUUGGAUAGUCUACAUCAUCUCUAGAUUAUUAAAUAUGGUUUUCUGUGGAUGAGCAGAUGGCAUAUGUUCUGUAUAAGAAACUAGAGCUGAUGUGGUCCAGCUAAUGCAAUUUUCUGUAUCAGCACCCCAAAUAACAAAACUGAAUCUAAAGUUGACCAAAAACUGAUUUGUACUAAUCUUGGAGAAUUGUCCCUGGUCAAAGUGGUCCGUGGUAAAAAAAAAA